AUGUGUGGUGUGGCCAGUGGACAGUCCAUCAUCCCCCAGACAGUCCUUCAUCCCCCAGACAGUCCAUCAUCCCCCAGACAGUCCAUCAUCCCCCAGACAGUCCAUCAUCCCCCAGACAGUCCUCCAUCCCCCAGACAGUCCAUCAUCCCCCAGACAGUCCUCCAUCCCCCAGACAGUCCUCUAUCCCCCAGACAGUCCAUCAUCCCCCAGACAGUCCUCCAUCCCCCAGACAGUCCAUCAUCCCCCAGACAGUCCAUCAUCCCCCAGACAGUCCAUCAUCCCCCAGACAGUCCUUCUCCCCCAGACAGUCCUCUAUCCCCCAGACAGUCCAUCAUCCCCCAGACAGUCCUCUAUCCCCCAGACAGUCCAUCAUCCCCCAGACAGUCCAUCAUCCCCCAGACAGUCCAUCAUCCCCCAGACAGUCCUUCAUCCCCCAGACAGUCCAUCAUCCCCAAGACAGUCCAUCAUCCCCCAGACAGUCCUCUAUCCCCCAGACAGUCCAUCAUCCCCCAGACAGUCCUCUAUCCCCCAGACAGUCCAUCAUCCCCCAGACAGUCCAUCAUCCCCCAGACAGUCCAUCAUCCCCCAGACAGUCCAUCAUCCCCCAGACAGUCCAUCAUCCCCCAGACAGUCCAUCAUCCCCCAGACAGUCCAUCAUCCCCCAGACAGUCCAUCAUCCCCCAGACAGUCCUCCAUCCCCCAGACAGUCCAUCAUCCCCCAGACAGUCCAUCAUCCCCCAGACAGUCCAUCAUCCCCCAGACAGUCCUUCUCCCCCAGACAGUCCUCUAUCCCCCAGACAGUCCUCUAUCCCCCAGACAGUCCAUCAUCCCCCAGACAGUCCUCUAUCCCCCAGACAGUCCAUCAUCCCCCAGACAGUCCAUCAUCCCCCAGACAGUCCAUCAUCCCCCAGACAGUCCUUCAUCCCCCAGACAGUCCAUCAUCCCCCAGACAGUCCAUCAUCCCCAAGACAGUCCAUCAUCCCCCAGACAGUCCUCUAUCCCCCAGACAGUCCUCUAUCCCCCAGACAGUCCAUCAUCCCCCAGACAGUCCUCUAUCCCCCAGACAGUCCAUCAUCCCCCAGACAGUCCAUCAUCCCCCAGACAGUCCAUCAUCCCCCAGACAGUCCAUCAUCCCCCAGACAGUCCAUCAUCCCCCAGACAGUCCAUCAUCCCCCAGACAGUCCAUCAUCCCCCAGACAGUCCUUCAUCCCCCAGACAGUCCAUCAUACCCCAGACAGUCCUCCAUCCCCCAGACAGUCCUCCAUCCCCCAGACAGUCCAUCAUCCCCCAGACAGUCCUCCAUCCCCCAGACAGUCCAUCAUCCCCCAGACAGUCCAUCAUCCCCCAGACAGUCCAUCAUCCCCCAGACAGUCCAUCAUCCCCCAGACAGUCCAUCAUCCCCCAGACAGUCCAUCAUCCCCCAGACAGUCCAUCAUCCCCCAGACAGUCCAUCAUCCCCCAGACAGUCCUCCAUCCCCCAGACAGUCCAUCAUCCCCCAGACAGUCCAUCACCCCCCAGACAGUCCAUCAUCCCCCAGACAGUCCAUCAUCCCCCAGACAGUCCAUCAUCCCCCAGACAGUCCAUCAUCCCCCAGACAGUCCAUCAUCCCCCAGACAGUCCAUCAUCCCCCAGACAGUCCUCUAUCCCCCAGACAGUCCAUCAUCCCCCAGACAGUCCAUCAUCCCCCAGACAGUCCAUCAUCCCCCAGACAGUCCAUCAUCCCCCAGACAGUCCAUCAUCCCCCAGACAGUCCAUCAUCCCCCAGACAGUCCAUCAUCCCCCAGACAGUCCAUCAUCCCCCAGACAGUCCAUCAUCCCCCAGACAGUCCUUCAUCCCCCAGACAGUCCAUCAUCCCCCAGACAGUCCUCCAUUCCCCAGACAGUCCAUCAUCCCCCAGACAGUCCAUCAUCCCCCAGACAGUCCAUCAUCCCCCAGACAGUCCAUCAUCCCCCAGACAGUCCAUCAUCCCCCAGACAGUCCAUCAUCCCCCAGACAGUCCAUCCCCCCCCAUCAACUCUCCAUCUUUAACCUCCAUUAG
Oncorhynchus mykiss (rainbow trout) is the source of this 2040-nucleotide messenger RNA. Lineage: Eukaryota; Metazoa; Chordata; Actinopteri; Salmoniformes; Salmonidae. The record is from RefSeq and is a predicted model, not a curated record.